This is a messenger RNA of Vigna radiata var. radiata (mung bean), 1300 nucleotides long. RefSeq names its product 1-aminocyclopropane-1-carboxylate oxidase homolog 1. The record is from RefSeq and is a predicted model, not a curated record. The coding region runs from base 54 to 1181 and encodes 375 amino acids. Lineage: Eukaryota; Viridiplantae; Streptophyta; Magnoliopsida; Fabales; Fabaceae. The transcript has 3 exons.
CUUACGUUUCUCAGUUCUAGUCAAAACUGUUCUGGUAGUUGUUCUCUCUGGAUAUGGAUAUGGCGAUCGAAAACUCAACGCAGUUGGAGAAAAUAGUUGAUUGUGCAUAUGAUAGAAAAGCUGAAGUGAAAGGGUUUGAUGAUUCAAAAGCUGGAGUUAAAGGUCUUGUAGAGUAUGGAGUUACAAAGAUCCCUCGCAUGUUCCAUUCUGUGAACUUGGAUAUUGAAACCCCAGUUACUGAUUCAAACUUGAGAGUUCCCAUUAUAGAUCUUAAAGACAGAAACUCAACUCUGCAUGCAGAAGUGAUUGAGAAAAUUGGAAGGGCAUGCCAUGAGUGGGGAUUUUUCCAGGUGAUUAAUCAUGGAAUUCCUAUCAGUGUCUUGGAUGAGAUGAUUGAUGGAAUUCGUAGAUUUCAUGAACAAGACACUGAGGUAAGAAAAGGGUUCUAUUCUAGAGAUGUGAAGAAAAAAGUUUUGUAUUAUUCCAACCUUAGCUUGUACAGUGGUCAAUCUGCUAAUUGGAGAGAUACUAUUGGUUUUGCUGUUGCUCCUGUUCCAGCUAAACCUGAAGAACUACCAUCUGUAUGCAGGGAUAUUUUGAUUGAAUAUUCAAAGAAAAUAAGGGAUUUGGGUUUUACAAUCUUUGAAUUAUUGUCAGAGGCUUUGGGACUUGAUGCUUCUUAUCUUAAAAAGUUGAAUUGCGGUGAAGGGCUCUUUAUCUUGGGUCACUACUAUCCACCAUGCCCUGAACCUGAAUUAACUAUUGGCACUUCUAAACACACAGAUGGUAACUUCAUGACUUUACUUCUACAAGACCAACUUGGUGGUCUUCAAAUUCUUCAUCAGAAUCAAUGGAUCAAUGUUCCUCCUGUGCAUGGAGCUCUGGUUGUAAACAUGGGAGAUCUUCUGCAGCUUAUUACAAAUGACAAGUUUGUGAGUGUGUAUCACCGGGUCUUGUCAAAGAACACAGGUCCAAGAAUAUCUGUGGCAAGCUUCUUUGUAAAUUCAUCUGACCCUGUUGAGGGUACAUCAAAGGUGUAUGGUCCAAUUAAGGAACUGCUUUCAGAAGAGAACCCCCCUCUCUACAAAGACACUGCCAUAAAAGAUUACUUGUCACAUUAUUAUGCAAAGGGUCUUGAUGGCAACUCUUCCUUGGACCCCUUCAGAUUGUCAACUAAAUAAGGGACUCUCUGUAUCUUAUUGUAGGUUAUCUAAAUAAUUCUUGGAAAUAUUGUUGAGAAUCCAAGUGUGGAUCCAAGUCAUAUACAUUGGAUAGAAAUAAAAAAUUAGUACUCUAUAUA